AUGGAUUUAACUGAUUCUUUUCUAAAUAUAGAAAAUAAUGAUUUUAAAAAAAAAGAGAAUGCAUAUAUAUAUUUAAAUGAAAAUGGGGGAAAUAUAACCCUAAAUAAUAUGAACAAGUCAGGUCAAGAAUUUACUGAAAAAAAAAAAAGCAAUAAUUUGGGGAUAAAUCAGGAAAAAUUGUUGCUAAAAAUAUUAAAAAAUAAUGAAUUGAUAUGGAAACAGAAAGAAGAUAAAAACACAUUUUUAAACAAACAAAACUCAAUUAAUAGUAAUGAUCAAAAUAAUAAAACAAAACAUAAUGAUAUAAAUAUGCACAUGUGUAAUGGCUAUUUACCUGCACAUGUUAAGGAAAAUGAAAAUGUAUUUUUAAAAACCUCUUAUGAGCUUUAUAAUAUGAUAAAAUAUCAAAAUAUAGAUAAAUACUACAAAACGGAUAAUUUAAUAAAUUUUUAUAAUGAUCAAAAUGUACUAAAUUAUAAAAAAAUAAAGAGAAAAAAUAAAAAUGAAAAUAAAAAUGAAAAUAAAAAUGAAAAUAAUGAUUAUAUAGACAAAAAUAAUAUACAUUCUAACGAUUUAGAAUCGAAUAUUCUAAGUUUCGAGUCAAAUAACUUUUCUUCAGAUUAUUUAUUAGACAAAUUUAAUAAUAAGUUAGUAAAUAAUUACAUUAACAUUCAUAAUACAGAUUAUAUAGAAAUUCAAGAUAUAUUCAAUGAAAAUAAAUUAAAUUAUGUUAAAAAUAAAAAUUUAUGUUUUUAUAAAAAUGUAGAUUUAAAAAAAUUUAGAAAAAAUGAAAAUAAUUAUAUGAAUGAAUUUAUGAAUAUACCAAAAAAAAAAAAUAACAUUUAUUCACACCAUUUAAAAGAAAAUAAAAUUCGUUCCAAAAAUGAAAUAAAUAAUAGUCCCAACACUGAUAAAGUAGAAAAAAAUAUAAACAAUAUAAACAAUAUAAACAAUAUAAAUAAUAACACAAAUAAUAAUAAUGUUCAUGAGUAUGUUCCCAAUAAUUUAAAUGACGAAUUUAUUGAAGAAAAAAAAUUGGAUAAAAAUAAAUUUAACGAAUAUAAAAAUAAUACUAAUGAUAAUAUAUUAGAUUUUGAUAUAGAUAAAGAAUUUCAUUUUAAUGAUAAUAGUUUGGGAGAUAAACAUCAUAAAAACGAAAACGAAGAAAUCCCAUUUAUAUUCAAUGAAAAUGAUAAAAAUAAAACUGAAAUAUUAGAAGAUGAUCUUAUAUUUUCUGAACACAAUAGCAGCAAAUUUAGUGACAAAAAUGACAGUUUGAUGGGUCUUCUAAAUGAUUACAAUGAUCAAGAAAUAGGGGACGAACAAGGCCAACAAAUUGGAAUCACAUUUGACAAUGCAGAUGUAGAUGUGGAUGCAAAUGUGGAUGCAAAUGUGGAUGCAGAUGUGGAUGCAAAUGUGGAUGCAGAUGUGGAUGCAAAUGUGGAUGCAGAUGUAGAUGCAAAUGUAGAUGCAGAUGAAGACGAUUUUCUAGAUAUAGAAUUCUUUGACCAAAAGGAAAACAUAACUGACCCUAAAAAUGGGGAUGAAAUAUUUGACCCUAAAAAUGGGGAUGAAAUGUUUGACCCUAAAAAUGGGGAUGAAGUAUUUGACCUUAAAAAUGAUGAAAUUUUUGGCCUUAAAAAUGGGGAUGAAGUGUUUGACCCUAAAAAUGGCGAAAAAUUUUCUGAACAACUCAGCGACUUUUUCUUUGAUGAUGAACAAAAAGAAAAAUCCAAUUUAGAAGAUGAAUAUUGCAAAAAUGAUGAUGAUAAGUAUAUAUCAAACUGUGAAUUGAAUAAAAAUAAUAUGAACGAUAUUGAAGAGAGCAAUAUAAAUGGGGAUAAAUAUGAUGUAGAAAAUACAAACAAUGUUCAUUCGCAAAUAAAUGAAGAACAUGAAAUUAUAAAAGAUUUCGAUUUAAACAAAGAAAAAACAGAUUUUUAUAAUUCCGUUGUCUAUUCAUAUGAUAAUAAUUAUCAGAAUAAAAAUAAUUAUACACAUCUAAAAGAAAAUGAUAAUGAACAUAAUAUUUUUAAAAAUAUAUAUAAAGAGUAUUAUCAUAAUAUAAAUGACAAUAACUUAAAAAAUGAAAUUGAACUGUUUGGAAAUCAUAUAAUAAAUAAUAGUUAUAUAUUCAUGGUCUUAAAUUAUAAAUACAUAAAAAAUUAUAAUUAUAAUGAUUCAAUAUAUUUAUUUAAUAGUGAUGAUUAUAUAAAUUAUCUUUUUAAAAAUAAAAAUUUGGAUAAAAAUAUUUUACAAAAUGAAAAUAUAAUUCAAGAGAUUUUUGGAACUAAUGAUGAUAAAUAUUCACAAAGAAAUAAUAAAUUAAAAAAAAAAAUAAAAAAUAAAUCAAAUUUAAAGAAUAUGGAAAAUAUAUAUCACAAUCCUUUAUAUUAUGAUACAAAUUUGGUGAAAAAUAUAAAUUCUUCUCAUAUAUUUAUAAAUAAAAAUAAUAAUAUAAUUCAUAAUGAAAAUAAUUUAAGAAACCCUUGUGAUAUAGAUAAUGAUUCUAAUUUCGUUAAUAAAUUAAAUAAGAAUGUUGUGAUUGAUACAAAUAGACAUAUAAAUAAUUCCAACAUUAUCAAAGAUAGUCAAAAUAUAGAUCAUAAUAAUGCAAACAAUAUUUUAGAUUUGAAUAAAAAUAAAAUAAUUUCUAACAUUAUUAAAGCUAAUUAUACUCAUGAAGAAAAUGAUGAUGAAUCUUCUGAACAUUUUAACGAAAAAUAUCAACAUACAUAUCAUUAUGUAAAUAAUAAUAAUAAUAAUAUAUUAUUAAAAAAAAAAAAAAAAAAUGAAAUGUUUUAUAUGGAUAUGAAUACAUAUCAUGAUAAUAUAAAUAGACAAAAAGAAUCCAAAAUACAUUUAGGAAAUUUUACUAAAAUUAUUGAUGAAUUUAAAAUGGAAAAUAUUCAAUAUAAUGAAAAUUAUAUUUUUGAUAAAUUAAAUGAGAAACUAUUGAAUGAAGUCGAAAAAAAUUAUUAUAUUUCAUAUAUGUUAAGAAAUAUUUUUUUAAAAAAAAAAAAAUAUUCAGAUAUUCUUUUAAAAUGUUUAAUAUAUAAACCUGAUGAUUAUCAAAAUGUAGGAACAAUAAAUUUGCAUAAUAAUAUUUUAGAUAAAAAAGAAGAAUGUUAUAAAAAAAAUUAUAAUUUAUCUAAUUUUGGUGAACAAGGAGGGGGGGUUUUAACAACUUUCGAAAAAAUGAAAAAAAUAAAUAAGAGCAUUGAUUUUGAUGAUAGUUAUUUUAUUAACAACAAAAAAGACAGAUUAGAAUGUGCUGAAAAUAUUUUAAAAAAAACAAAAAAUAUUAUAUUUUUCUCACAUUUAAAAUUAGAUAAUUAUUAUAAAAAAAAUAAUCCACAUGAAAUUGAAAAUAUGAUUCUGUCAUAUAAUAAUGUAUAUGUCAAUACACAAAUGACAAACGAUUAUUAUUACAGUUUUGAGGUAUCCAAUAAAAAAGGAGUAAUAGCCUUUUCGAGAUUUCAUAAGCUAGAUUUUAGAACAGGCAUACACAAAUAUUAUCACGAAUAUAAAAAGUCAAAAAUGAUAUUAAAUGAUGAAGAUUUCGGAAAGAUUGACGAGAUUGGCGAGGCUGACGGGGCUGACGGGGCUAACGGGGCAGUGUCGUGGGGGUGGAAAAAUAUAGAAAAACAAUAUUUGGCACAAAAAGAUGAAAAAAUGGUAAUCUCUUCAUAUUGGAAUUAUGUUAUCCCUGAAAUCGUGAAAACACAUUCUUAUUUUAAUUACCCAAUAACUAAAUUUUUUAAAUUGGGAAAUCGACAAAGUAUUAAAAAUAGCAAACAUCUUAGUAUAGAUAAAUAUGAAAAUACAAAUAAAUAUUUUAGUGGAAAUAAUAAACAUUAUUAUAUCAGAAAAAGUUAUAAAAAUAUUGUAAACAUUUUGAAUGAUGAGAAUUUUAAUUUUGAUAUCCACAUUUUAGAUGCAUGGAUAAUUGAAAAAGCAUAUGACCAUUCUAUGCUUGAUGAAGAUGAUGGAAAUGAAAAUAUAAAUGUUGAAAAUAAUAAAACAGAUACUUAUGCUUCUUUUUUUUAUAACAAUUCAUGUUUAUUAUUAAAUGAUGAUAGCCCAUUAAUAAUUUUAGAAUACAUUGAAAAGGACCCACUUAUUAUGUUAAAAUUAGGUAUGAAUAGCAAAAUAAAUCAUUAUUUUACAACAAAAGAUGAUGAAAAUUUAUAUUCUCUUGAAUAUAAAAAUAAAUUAAAAAAAUAUAUAGAACCAUUUGGUGAAAUUAAUGUUAUAAAAGAUUCUAUUAAUUAUUUUGGUGUUCCUAUUAAAAUUAAAAAACAAAAUCAAAAACUUACAUUUAUUGAAAAUGAAUUGUAUAAAGCAUUACUAUUUACAUUUCCUGUAUAUUCUAUGUAUAAAGAAAAUCAGGACAAUUUCAUAUUUGGCAAAUCGUCACAACCAAUAAAUGAACAUCUUAUUGAUGCAAACGAUUUUCAAAAGGAUGCCAUAUUUAGCGGGGUGGAAAAUGCGGAAAAUGGAAGAGAUGUAGAAAAUGCGGAAAAUGUGGAAAAUGUAGAAAAUGCGGAAAAUGUGGAAAAUGUAGAAAAUUCGGAAAAUGGAAGGGGCGUAGAAAACGCCACAUCUAACACACCCGAUAGUAACGAAAAAGAUAACUCUAACAUGUUUUAUAAUACCGACUUCCUGCUUAUAAGAAAUAUAUCAAAGAAUGAAAAAAAGUAUUAUAUAAAGCCGUUUUAUGUUGAUAUAAAAAUGUGUAAAAAUAUAAAAGAAAACAGUGAAACCCCAAAUUACAUAAAAAAUAAUACAAACAAUUUGAGUAGUCAUAAUUAUCAAAAUGAAAACCAAAUAAAUAAAUAUGAUCAAUAUAAAACAAACAAUCAUAAUAAAAAUUAUUUAACCCAUUUUGAAGAAAUCGAAAAUGUGGGGGAAUACAAUUCCAAUCAUAUAUAUGACGAAAAUGUAGAGGAAUACAAAGAAGGAAAUGAAAAAUAUUUAAAUAUAAAUUAUACAAAUUGUAUAUUUUAUAAUGUUGGUUUUUUAGAUAUGCAUGUAAGCACAUAUAAUCCGUUAUAUAAAAAAUAUAUAGAUGAAAAAAGAAAUUAUAUAAGAAGCUGGUUAAUAAAAUUAAUAAUAAAACAUCAAAUAAAAGAUAGUAAAAAAAUAAAAGAAAUAUUAAAAACCAAAUUAAAUACAUUUAUAAAUGAUAAAGAUAUUAAUGCAAUUAUAAAAUCUGUUGAUAUAAAUUUUAUUUUAAGUAAAGAAUAUAGAGAUGAUAGAAAUAACAAAAAUUCAUAUAAACCAAAAAAUGUUUGUAUAUUAGAAUGUAUUUACCAUUUUAUACAAUUAUAUAAAUAUGAAGGAAUUAAUUUUAAAAAUAUUUUAGAGAAUCAUGAAAAAUUAAAUAAAAUUAUUUUACUUUUAAAUAUAGAAAAAGAAAGAGCUAAUAAUAACAUUAUUAAUAUUAAAAAAAAAAUGAAAAUUAUUUAUGAUAAAUAUUGUUAUAAAUAUGAAGCCAAAUCUAUACAAUUUUCUUUAAAUAAAGAAGAUAUAUAUAUUGAUAUGAUAGACAAUUAUAAUUAUGUUGGUUCUCAUUUUUAUGAUAAAAAUUUUAUUAAUUAUUUUUUAUAUAUUAAAUAUCUUAUAUCUUGUUCUCCAUGGAUUAUAUUAAAAGAUUACUCAAACAAUUUCUCUACUUCAAAAUAUAACAAUAAUAGUGCAAAACAAGAAAUCGGACGAAAACAAAAAACGAUAAAUAAUAAAAAAUAUGAUUCUGUGAAUAAAAACAAAAACAAAAACAAAAACAAACUUAAAAAUACACAACAAAAAUUAAAAAUCCGAAAAAAUAAAUAUCAAUUUUAUUAUGAUCAAAAAGAUAAUGAUACUACUUCUAGUGCAACUAGCAAUGAUAAUGAUCAAAUUGAUACAAUUUAUAGUGAUGAUAAUUUUGAAGAAUAUCAUAAUAAAUAUUUGAAAGAAAAAAAAAAAAAUAGUUUAAAUCAAUAUAAAAAGGGGAAAACCCUGACCAAACAAGAUAGCGACAUUUUUGAAAUGAUUGGCGAAGAAAAUAAGGAAGAAAAAUAUCAUAAAAAAAAAAAAAAAAUAAAUAAUAAAAUAAAUAAAAAAAAAAACAAUUUCAGCGAUUUUAGUAACUUUAGUUUUAGCGAAGAAGAUAAUAAUGAAAGUGUUGACGACGAUGAUGAUGAUAAACAUAGUAAUAGUUCAAAUGAUGAAAAAAGGAAAAAAAAAAAAAAUAAAAAUGAUCAAGAUAAUAAAAAAAAAAACAAAAAAAACUAUUCCUAUGCAUUUUACCUAUUUAAUCAUAUUAUACAUAACGAAAAAAUACAACAAAAAAAUGGAAAUAAAAAAGAAUAUAUAGACAAUAGCAAUUACAAUGAUGUAACAAAUUAUAAAAAUAAUGUUUAUCCAAAAAAACAAAAAUAUCAACAAAACUUAAAAUAUAAAGGAAGAAAUUCUGUACAGAAUCAUUUAUUUCAAAAAAAUGAAGCAAAAAAAAAAGGAUACACAAAUUUUGCAAAAGAUAAUAAAGGAUAUACUUUUCAUGGAAAAGGAAAAUAUAAUUUUAGUUAUUUUAAUGCUAAUAAACGUAUGAGUAAGGGUAGAGAUGAAUUAAAAAACGAAUCUCAAAUGGAAAAUACAAAAAAAAAUCAAUAUAAUGAAUUAUCUGGAAUCGAAGAGUUUGAUGAAGAAGAAAUAAAUAAAUAUGAUCAAGAUGUAAAUAAAAAAGAUAAAGGAAAAAAAAAAUAUAUGAAAUAUUUGGAAAAUUAUAAAAAUUUAAAAAAUAAAAAAAUUAGAGAAACACAAAAUUAUACUGAUGAGUUUAAUAAUAAAGAAAUUACACAAAACAUUAAUUUUAUAAAUAUGUAUAGAGUUAUAGAAUAUUUAAGUGGAAAAGAUAUUAUUAACAUUCUUUUAAGUGUUGGGUUUAGUAUGUUAAAUAUUAAAAAAAUGAAUAAAAAUGACCAAAUAAAUAAAUUAAAGAAAUAUAUCGAAAAUGGAACUAUAACCAAUCAAAAUAAAAUUAUAUAUAUUACAAUAAUUAAAAAAAUUAUUUUAGAGCAAUUUAAAAAUUUACAUUUCCCAGUAUAUUUAAAAUAUAAUAAUAACGUUUUAUAUUUGAGUGAAAAAAGAAUAACGAAUUUCUCUAACAACGCUGAUUCAAAUAAAUUAGCUGCCACUAACACUAACAAUAAUAAUCGUAAUAGUGGCAAUACUGUUACACAUUCUGGAGAUAUAACCAUUAAGCGAACCAAAAAAGUAGAAAAGAAUAGAGUUAAACUAAUUAAACAUUUUUUUAAAGAAUCAAUUAAUGAUGAUUCUGCAUGCACAUCUGACAUGGGGACAUCUUCGGGUUCAGAUUCACAAUUAGGAGGUGGUUUACAUGAUAAAGAAAUUGGAAAAAAAAAAAAAAAUGAAUUUUUUGAUGAUGAAGAUGAAGAAGAAGAAAAAAAACAAUUAGAAAUUAUAAGAGAAAUGCAAGCAAAAAAUAAUAAUAUAGAAGAUAAUGAAAAUAAUUAUAAAUUAAUUCAUUGUCUAAAAUGGACUCGAAUAUAUAUUAGAAAACGUGACAAUUCUUUAAGUGUUUAUGAAUUUGGUGAAUCUGGAGAAAAUUAUGGAAAUAUAGAUGCAAAUUUAAGAGUAGAUAAUUAUGAAAAUAACUACAAAGAAGGUGGUGAAAUAAAUAUUAACAAAAAUUAUAAAUUUGAAAUGAUGAAAAAAAGAAAAGAAGUUUUAUUAAAAAAUUCAUUUAAAGGUGUUGAAAAAUAUAUUAACAGUGAAAAUAAUUAUAUUGAAAAUGUACAAACUUUAUAUAUUUAUGGAAAAAAAAAUAUUGAAACUUUUUUAAAAUGGAAACAUUUUAGAACCCUAAUAAAAAAAUAUUUUACUCUUAUGCAAAAUAAAGAAUCAGAACAAAUAAAUUUAGAUGCAGGGGAAAUUAACCAAUUGAAUCCAAAAAAAAAUGAAGAUGAUUCAUAUACAUAUAAUAAUGAUCAAGGAACUAUUAACGAUAAUAUAUUAUUUAACAAUGAAAUUGUUAAAAAAAGAAAAUAUAAAAAACAUAAAAAAAAAUUAUUAGAAACUCCCGAAAGUUUUAAAACUAUUAUUAAUAUAUUCCCAACUGUAGGAGAUGACAUAAAACAUUGGAAUACUGAUAAAAAAUAUUCUGAACAAAAUAAUCUAAAAACAGAAAAAAAAAAAUUAAAAGAUAAAUUUGCACAUGCUAAUGAAUAUACUAAAAAUAAAGAUACAAAAAAAAAAAACAUAUAUGAUUUAUCUGGUGAUAAUAAUGGAAAAAUAAUUAAUAAAAAAUUUAUAAAUACAAAUUAUUCUAUAAAUAUCAAAAAAAAUAAUAAACGAUAUAGACAAAACACAACAUUAAAACGUAAGGAUAAAAAUAUAUACAAUAAUAAUGGAAAAGGAAAUUUAUCAAUAAGCAAAAAAAGAAAAGGUGGAAAAUCACAAUCAAAUCAAAAGACAUAUAAUAAUGCUACAAACCCUGAACAACAAAAUACAAAAUGGGAAAUAAAUGAAGAACAUAAUAAUAAACAAAUAGAAGAUAAUGAAUAUAAUAUGAACGAGUUUGGAAAAAAAAAAAAAAGUAAUAUUAAAUAUUUAGAUGAAGAAGAUGAAAAUGAAAGAAAAAAAAAAAAAAGAAAAAAAGACAAAUAUUAUAAUGAAGAUAAAAAAGGUAAACAUAUUAAUAAUGUUGAUGAAUAUAUAAAUAAAGCUAAUUCAACAACUGAAAAAUAUAUUAGAUGUUCUAGUAUGGUAUCAGAAAGUAGUAUAAAUUUAAAUGCACACAAUGAUAAUAAAAAUGAUGAUAAAUCAAGCCGACAAAAAUUAAAAAAAGGAAAUACAUAUAAUAAUAUAAAAGAAAUAAUCGAAAAUUUUAAUGAAAAAUUAUUAACAAUUAUGAAAGAUAUAUCACAAGUAUUAAAUUAUAAAGCAUUUUUAAAUCAAGUUAACGAAACUUAUGCACCUAUGUAUUAUAGUGUUAUAAAAAAACCAAUGUAUAUAAAUAAAAUCAUUUUCCGAUGUAAAAAAAGAAAAUAUAAUAAUUUAAGCUUAUUUAUUGAUGAUGUAUAUUUAAUAGUAACAAAUUGUAAACUGUAUAAUACUCCCACUUCAGUUAGUGCAUACUUACGUGAAAUUGUUGAUAAUAUGUUUCUUGAUAUAGUUAGUAAAAUAAAAGGAGAUGAUAACUUACAAAAUUAUAAUUCAAUUUUAAUAGACCACUUUUACAAAAAUAAACAUUUCAAUAAUACAUGGGAAAGUAUAAAUAUGGAACAAAAUGAUUUAUUUAAUAAUUCAGAAUUAAGUAUUAACAAAACAAAUGAUUUAUCAAUUAAUAAUAUACAACAAGAAAAUUUAUCAAGUAGUUUUAUACCCUCAAUUGAUGCGAGCAGAAAUUACAAUAAUACUAUGGAUACUGAUUUUAAUUUAAAUACUAUAUCUGCAAAUUUUAAUAGUAGUAAUUUUCACAAUAUGGAGUCUGAUACAAGUAUGAACAAAUUGAAAGAUGAACAUGAUAAUACUAAGGAAUAG
Plasmodium yoelii is the source of this 9549-nucleotide messenger RNA. RefSeq lists its product as uncharacterized. Bases 1 to 9549 code for a protein of 3182 amino acids. The transcript has a single exon. The record is from RefSeq and is a predicted model, not a curated record. NCBI's taxonomy places the organism in Eukaryota, Apicomplexa, Aconoidasida, Haemosporida, Plasmodiidae. Gene Ontology annotation, molecular function: protein binding.